UAGGUAAUUAGUUGCUGCAAAACUUUCUUAUAUUAAAAAAAUGAUAAUUCCGUAAAGAUAAUGAAUGCGGUUCUUUUCUGGUAUGAAUUAAAGAGUGACUUCCAUAAUAGCUAAAAGUCAAUGGUCUCCAAUAUUAAAAUGGGUGAUGUAUUAUCUUGGUUGUGGUCCACGCCUUAAUAAAAUGAGGUAAAUAUUUCCUCUCGAAAAUUAGUAGAUUCUUUGCGUGACUCCGACAAACGCUGCUUAAAGUAGCAAAUUUUCACGUAACCAAUUGAUUAAAAAAAACUCGUCCGUGGACUAAAACGUCCUUAUCGCUAGGGAAAUGAAAAUUUAUCGUGCAAAUUUCCAUUUCUUUACAGAUAAAACGAAAAGCUUCUCUCACGUUAAAAAAUAAUUCGUAGUUUCAUCUUCUAUAAUCGGAAUAAAUUAUAAAUAAGUAACCGAAAGAAAAAAAGUAUGGCAACGAACAAACAGGUUCUCUCUAUAUCGCCAUCCCUUAAUCUGUAAUGGGUCCUCCCAGUUUAGUGCCAUCUGGCGAGCAUCUCGGCCGUCAAUUGUUCUCCCUCAUCUUUAGUAGAUCGGUAGAUACUUGAUAAUUUGCUUUUCAUCCAGACAUAGAAAGAUUAUGAUACUUUAAUUAAAGUUUUUUAUGGCCGAAUUAAUUAAGGCCUCCAACCGGACAAACGAUGUAUGAGCAUGCCAAGUGUGACGUCAACCACAACAACAACCACAACAACUUCGCUGGUGACGUCACAAUCACGACUGCUUCGUACGCAUGACAAAAGGUUCCACAGGAGAUUUCCUUCAGUAGAUCGCAACGAACAGAUCCUUAAUUAUUAUUCAUGUGCACUUCUUUCUGAUAUAUUAUUGCAAGGCCAUUUGUACAUCACGGAAAAUUAUUUUGCAUUUCAUUCUAAUAUCUUUGGACACAAAACAAAGCUGCUGAUUCCUAUCAGUGAUGUGGUCAAGGUGACAAAAGAAAGAACGGCUCGCAUAAUUCCUAACGCAGUUGGAGUCUAUACAGGAGAAGGAAAGUAUAUAUUUGGUUCAUUACUUUCUCGAGAUGCAACCUAUCGCCUGAUGCAUCAAAUAUGGAUGAAAACAGCAGAUGCGGGCUUAAGUUUGCCAGACGACACAGAGAGCGAUAAUUCUUCUCCCGCUCUCCAAAACAUUUCUGAAGAUGAAGAUUCUGCGAGUGGAAUAUCACUCCAAGUAUCGUCCGACGAAGUUACACAGAUGAUAACCGUAUCACAGGAACAUCCAUCCACUUAUUUAGGAUCGCAUCGUUCUUCUGUGGUGACAGCUGUGGAUUCAGGAUGCAAAAACGCAGACUUAUCAGAAUUAUCAAGUAAAUGUCAGUGGUCUCCAGCUAGAGGAUAUGCAAGAAAAAUGGAAGAUAUUGUUAAAAAUAUUUCAAGGAUGCCUCGAACAUCCUUAUUGCUUGUAAUGUCAACAAUGUUAUUAUUGAUACUUUUUUUGUCUGCAAGCAUUCUCAUGUACAGAAUUACUUUAGUUCAUCAUCGAAUCACUGCUGCUGAGCAUUAUCAUCCAGAAGCAGAAGAAAGAUUUCAUCAAUAUCUAGAAUUACAAAAGGAGCAUCAAAUAACUCUAACAGAAGAAGUAACUAAACUCACUAAUUCGCUUCAACAACGUAUUGAUCAGUUAACACAAGUUCGCAAAUCUUUAGAAGUACUCUUGACUUCUUCACGCUUAUGUGAAAGUCCAGCUAAAAAACAAAGGUAUUGGAUGGAGCUUUUGUCACCAUAAAAUGUAAAAUUGUUGCAAAUAUGUGUAUAUAAUUUCUCACAAAGAUUCAUAGAAUAUUUUAUGUUUAUCAAGAUAUGAGUUCAUAUAGUUCUAUUUUGAUGUUAGAAUAAUUGUAAUUAAAUAGUUUUGUCCAUGUAAAUUACACUCUGCAGGUCAGCAAAUUAAAUGUUUAUUUACUGAA
Molecule: messenger RNA, 1948 nt
Organism: Centruroides sculpturatus (bark scorpion)
Lineage: Eukaryota; Metazoa; Arthropoda; Arachnida; Scorpiones; Buthidae
Product: GRAM domain-containing protein 2B-like
Exons: 12
Coding region: 691-1767 (358 amino acids)
Biological process (GO): intracellular sterol transport
Cellular component (GO): endoplasmic reticulum membrane; endoplasmic reticulum-plasma membrane contact site; plasma membrane
Molecular function (GO): sterol transfer activity; sterol binding
Source: RefSeq, a predicted model, not a curated record